Molecule: messenger RNA, 4403 nt
Organism: Lactuca sativa (garden lettuce)
Lineage: Eukaryota; Viridiplantae; Streptophyta; Magnoliopsida; Asterales; Asteraceae
Product: TMV resistance protein N
Biological process (GO): signal transduction; defense response
Molecular function (GO): ADP binding
Source: RefSeq, a predicted model, not a curated record
AAACAAACACAUCACGUUCACACACCUUUUCUAGAUUCUUUCUGCUCUUGAUAGUAAGUCAACUCAUCUCAUAUUCUCAUCCAAGUCUAUUUGCAACCAUAUUCCAUAAACUCUCUCCAAAGAUUUGAUUUUUAUAGAAUCCUUCAAGCAUACCUCAAUGGCAUAUUCUUCAACUUCAUCCAUUCGCAAGAGCUUUAAGUAUGAUGUGUUUUUGAGUUUUAGAGGUGAAGACACUCGUUCCAAUUUCGUGGAUCACCUUUAUUACGCUCUUCAGCAGAAAAACAUUCACACAUACAAGGACGAUGAGGGAAUUAAGAAAGGGAAAAGGAUCAGUGAUGAGCUCAUCAGAUCGAUUGAAGAGUCUAGAUUUUACAUCAUUAUUUUCUCCAAGAACUAUGCCUCUUCUUCUUGGUGUUUAGAUGAGCUUGUGAAGAUAAUGGAAUGUCACGGGACUACAGAGCAUACUGCUUAUCCUGUCUUCUAUGAUGUUGAGCCAUCUGAAGUACGCAGACAAAGUGGGACAGUUGAAGAAGCCUUUUCCAAGCACAAAAUGGAAGAGGCUUCUGGGAAAUGGAGGGAGGCUCUUAAAGAAGCUGCUGAUCUUGCUGGGUGGGAGUUAAAGAACACUACUGAUGGGCAUGAAGCAAAAUUCAUCCAAAAAAUAGUUGAAGAGCUUUCACUAGAGUUACGAUCCAUUAGUUUGACAGUUGAUGAAAAAUUAGUAGGAAUGGAGACUCGAAUCAAAGAUGUUGUAUCAUCCUUAGGAAGUGGUAUCGAUGAUGUUCGCAUGAUUGGGAUCAAGGGGAUGGGAGGUGGUGGGAAGACGACUUUGGCAAGAGCUGUUUUUGAUCAAAUAUCCUUUCAGUUUGAAGGUAAAAGCUUCGUGGAGAAUGUGAGGGAAGUUUCAAAUGCUUCUCUGUCCGGUUUGAAGUCUUUGCAAAAACAAAUCCUUCGGGAUGUCUUAAAUGAUAAAUGCAUCAGUGUAAGUAGUGUGUAUGAUGGGAAACACGUUAUCAAGAGGAUGAUGCAUGAUAGAAAGGUUCUUGUUGUUCUAGAUGAUGUGGAUAAUAUCGACCAACUUGAGGCAUUGGCAGGUGAAACUAAUUGGUUUAAGCCGGGCAGUAGAAUUAUCAUCACAACAAGAGAUGAACAAGUGCUAGUUUCACACCGUGUGCAGUUUAUACGUGACAUCAAUCUGUUAUCAGAUAAAGAAGCAGUUUGCCUCUUCAGUAGGUAUGCAUUUGGUAGAGAUAGUCCAAUUCAAGGGUAUGAGAAGCUAUCUAGAGAAGUUAUACGUUAUGCAGCUGGUCUCCCCUUAACGCUAAGAGUUUUGGGUUCGUUUCUUUGUGGUAAAAUUGAGCUUGAAUGGAUAGAUGCCCUAGAAAGACUUAAAACGAUUCCAUUAUCAGAAACUUUGAAAAAAUUAGAAUUAAGCUAUAUUGGUCUAGAGGAGGAUUACAAGGAAAUAUUCCUAGAUGUUGCAUGCAUUUUGAAAGGUUGGCCGAAGGAGAUUACAAUCAAAGCGCUUGAAAGCUGUGGAUUUCAUGCUAGAAAUGGUUUAAGAGUUCUUGAGCAAAAAUCUCUCAUAACUAUUUCUGAUAAUAAUUUGUGUGUGGGCAUGCACGACCAUAUUGAAGAAAUGGGCAGGAAUAUUGUCCGUCGUGCCCAUCCAGAUAAGCCUUAUAAACAUAGCCGAUUGUGGAUUAGUGAUGAAAUUGAAGAUAUAUUGGCUAACGAUUUGGGUACCAAAGCAACAAGAUAUAUAAAAUUCCACAAUUGGAAGCUCAAUCCGCACAUUAUUAUAAAAGGUCUUAGAAAGAUGAAGGAACUAAGAUUUCUUUCAAUGGAUCUGGGAUAUCGUUUGCAGUGUUGGGAAUUUGAUAUUGUCAGCCCAGACUUCCCAAAUGCUUUACGAUAUCUGGAUUUGAAGCAUUACCCCUUUAGUUCUUUACCGGAAACAUUUCAAGCAAAUAAUCUUGUCGCACUUGAGAUGGUUGACAGCAAAAUCAUACAACUUUGGGAAGUGGGAGAAAGAAAGGUUCUUAACAAGCUCAAAUACCUUGACCUCAGUCGUUCCAUGUUGAGGACCCUUGACCUUGGACUUACUCCAAAUCUCGAGACAUUGAAUCUUGGAGGAUGUUCCAACUUGGAGGAUCUUCAUAUUCCCAUUGGAUGUUUAAAGCUCAUGUCUAUUAACAUCAGUAUGUCAAGGUUGAGGACCCUUGACCUUAGGUUUGCUCGGAAUCUCAAGAAGUUAUUACUUGACAAAUGCUUCGAUUUGAUAGAUCUUCACAUGCCGAGUUGUUCAAAUCUCGAAGUACUACUACUCUCUAGGUCAAAGUUAAGAACCCUUGACAUCAAGCUGACUCCGAAUCUCAAGUAUUUGGAUCUUAAUAAUUGUUAUUAUUUGGAAGAACUUCACAUGGCUAAUGUAUGUGAAAAUCUCACCUAUCUUGAAAUUAGUCAUUCAAAGUUGAGAACCCUUGACCUUGGGUUGACUCCAAAUCUGGAGAGGUUAGAUCUUAAUACAUGUUCUAAUUUGGUAGAACUUCACACUCCCAUUAGAUGUCUACAAAAGCUUAUCUACUUAGACGUAAGUGGUUGCUUGAGGUUUAGAGAUUUUUUGUUUAACCUAAAGUGUGAUGCUUCUUGUAGUGUGGAGGAAUCACUUGAGGUUGUUCCUUUAGCUGAGUUACAUGUUGUUGCAAAGUCCCUAGAUCAAUGCCCACUUCACCCCGACAACGACUUGCCAAACUUCCGCUUUAGUUAUUUUUAUAAGGAAGAUCACCACUCAUUGACUAGAAAUCUUGAGAUGCUUAUUUCUAUAGGUAUGUGUGCUUGCACAAACCUUGAGACAUUUUCAGGAAGCAUUUGUGGGUUACAACGUUUAAGGAAGCUUAAACUAGAAGGCAGUAUUCAAGAGGCGCCCAAGGACCUCGGCCAGUUAGAAUGUCUUGAGGAGCUGAUUUUCUUGUCUACAAAGAUUAAUCAUCUUCCGGAGAGCAUGUGUAAGCUGAAACAUCUUAAAUCUCUGAAACUUAUAUCCUGUUGGUUUCUUGAGAAGUUACCCGAGGAUCUUGGCGGAUUAGAACGUCUAGAGGAGCUGACUUUGUUUUGUACAUUGAUUAAAGAUCUUCCAGAUAGCAUUUGUAUGUUGAAACAUCUGAAAUCUCUCGAACUGUUCUCUUGUUCAUUGCUUGAGAAGUUACCUGAGGAGUUUGGCCGAUUAAAACUGCUGGAAAAGCUAGAGUUGUCGCAUGCAAAGAUUACACAUCUUCCAGAUAGCAUUUGUAUGUUGCAACAGAUGAAACAUAUCGACCUUCAUAAUUGUUCGUUGCUUGAGAAGUUACCUGAGGAUCUUGGCCGAUUAGAAUGUUUAGAGAAGCUAAUCAUAAUAAACUGUAAGUUAUUACAGAAUAUCCCGAUAAGCAUCUGUAGGAUGAAAUGUCUAAAAGAUUUCCAUCUCCGCUAUUGUAUUGGGAUUGAGAAAUUGCCUGAGGAACUUGGAAGUUUAGAUUGCUUAAAAGAGUUAGAUAUAGAAGGUACAAUCAUAAGCCAUCUUCCACAGAGUAUUCUUUUGUUGAAAGGUCUCCGUAUUAUUGGGUCGAGAGAGCUUCUUCGGUCAUCUGGUUUUACAUCAGAGAUACGAAUCCAAGAACACGAAACAUCGUGUUACGUAGUGGUGGGAUGAUUUUGAGAAGCUCAAAAGACCUGGAAAAGGCAGUUCACAAAGAACUAUUGUAACAGGUACUUUCUCUGUUUUCUAGUGGUCGUGCAUCUUACUUUGAUUUCAAUGGACAUUGAUCUGACAAUAAGUAAAUCAUAAGCUAAAAAUAAACAAAUUAUAUUUAUAUACAUACGAGAAGAAUCCUUGAUAUAGUUCUAAACAUGGUUUCAUUGACUAUCCAUUCAUCGUUUGUGUUAAGAUUGGAGCCUUAUCCGAUUUGAAAAACUGGCCAGACUUCACAGACCCAACGGGUGAAAUUUCAUUUUCGUGCACUGUCAGUGUUAAAUUAUGUGUAUAAUCCUGAUAUGCAAAAAUGUUAAACCGUUAGAGAUAAAUGCAAGAAAUAGCUAUGUACCUUUUAAUUUUUAUUCACCACUCCCUUUUUCUUAUUGCAGGUGUCAGGUUUUUAUCAUUUAUUUGGCAAUGAUCCUGAUGCCAUUGUUACCGGAUAAUCUGAAGUCCAAGUUAAGCUACAAUAGAUCAUCCACAUUGUUUUGAAAUGGCUUUUAUUGAAUCAAAUGACAUUCUAAUUUAGUUUGCAAAUCAUUUCAAAACAUAAUUACAUGCGCAUUUGUGACUAGAGUAUGAUGAUCCAAUCAUUUGAACAUCAAAAAAGUGAAUCAAGUUCCAAAAUUGUUAUAGCUUAGAUGGAAUCCACAAUUGUUAUAGCUUCGAA